This is a messenger RNA of Ornithodoros turicata, 933 nucleotides long. RefSeq names its product phospholipid scramblase 2-like. NCBI's taxonomy places the organism in Eukaryota, Metazoa, Arthropoda, Arachnida, Ixodida, Argasidae. The record is from RefSeq and is a predicted model, not a curated record. Gene Ontology annotation, molecular function: phospholipid scramblase activity. The transcript has 6 exons. The coding region runs from base 144 to 860 and encodes 238 amino acids. Gene Ontology annotation, cellular component: plasma membrane. Gene Ontology annotation, biological process: plasma membrane phospholipid scrambling.
GGCACGCGGAGCGAGCCGCACGUAUUUUCGAAGCACGAGCGACGGUCCUGGAUCUGUUCAGCAUCCAGAGUUCACUACGCUCUGUACUCUUGUCUACAUUAGGUACAACGUCAUUCACGUAUUCCGUCCACAUCGCAGUCGUGAUGCAGAAACCGGAGUCACCUCGGAGGCCGGCAAACGCCUGCAUUCCUGGUCUGGAGUACCUAGCGGCCAUCGACCAAAUUAUUAUCAGCCAGCAGAUACAACUGCUUGAAGUAAUGGUCGGGUACGAGCAGAAGAACAAAUACGUCAUAAAGAACUCCAUGGGUCAAUUCGUCUACUUCGCAGCCGAAGAAACUGACUGCUGUACACGAUGCGUUUUUGGGGGCCUCCGGCCUUUCGAAAUCAAGAUCUACGACUACAAGCAAACCGAGGUGAUCCGCUUCUUCAGGCCGCUACGCUGCGACUCUUGCUGCUUUUUCUGCUGUCUGCAGGAGAUGGAGGUGCAAGCCCCGGCAGGAGUGCCAAUCGGCUAUAUCCGCCAAGAUUUUGCUAUCAUUUAUCCCAUGUUCACGCUAAUGAAUGCACGGAGGGAGCCCACCCUCAAGAUCAAAGGGCCUUUCAUCACAAGCAGCUGUUUUGGAGACGUUAAGUUCGAGAUCUGGACCGUUGACUGGCGCUACAAGAUCGGCAUCUUGUCCAAAAACUGGUCCGGACUCGUCCGAGAAAUGUUCACGUCUGCGGACAACUUCAGUAUCUCUGUCCCCAUUGACUUGGAUGUGAGGAUGAAAGCUACGCUUAUUGGCUGCGCAUUCCUCAUUGACUUCAUUUUCUUCGAAGGCAAUCGAAGCCCCGAUCUCCCGGGAAAUGUCUUUAAUUAAGAAUUCUGUCGGAAUAUUAAAGAUAAUUAAUCAGACUACCGCAUAAGUAAAAUAAUAAGUAAGUGUUCUUACA